CAUCACUUGCCUUCUCCUCGCAUCUUGAGCCUUGGUAUCUUGUCGGGGCAUAAAUCUACAAUCAUGGGUCAGAAGAGACAGCGUGAUCCCAAAGGCGCAGGCCUGCAGUCGAAGAAGAGGAAGAAGGACGCCGCCGCCGCGACCGAGGACAGCGAUUGGGACGGCAUCGUCACCGUCAAUGAUCUCAACUGGAAGGAGGUCGCGCUACCUGAUCGUCUUGAGGAUGCGGGAGGUUUCUUUGGAUUGGAGGAGAUUGAUGGAGUCGACAUUAUCAAGUCGGGUGGAAGUGAAGGCGUCCGGUUCAAGGCGGCAACUGGUAAACCGAAGAAAUCAAUUCUGAAGAAGAAGGAACCGGAGGAAGAAAAAUCCAAGGUUGAUGAAGAUGAAUGGUCCGGUUUCAGCGACAACGAGACGACUGAGCAAAAAAAAUCUUCCCCGAAGGAAGAGAAGAAGGACGAAGAGGCCGGCGAGACCAAGGUGAAGGAGAACAAGAAGGCCAAGAAGGAUACAAAGAGACCGAAGGAACAGAAGAAGGCUAAAAAGGAAGUGAAACAAAAGGCCACACCAAACCAGCAAGACGAUAGCAUCAAGGCUGGACUUUCGUUCGCAGCUCUUGAGGAUGAAGAGGACGACGACGGCGUGGAUAUUUCUGCCUGGGAGUCGCUUGGCCUGUCUCCUGAAAUCCUCACCGGUCUGUCGAAGAUGAAGUUCACUACGCCCACGCUCGUUCAGAAGUCUUGUAUACCCCAGAUUCUCGAUGGCCACGACGUCGUUGGCAAAGCGUCGACGGGUUCCGGAAAGACAUUGGCUUUCGGCAUCCCCAUUCUCGAACACUACCUUGAACAAAGACGGAAGGACUUGCGCAGUGGCAAGGAGAAGGAGAAGAAGGACAAAUCCCCCAUUGCUCUCGUUCUCUCCCCCACUCGAGAGCUGGCACAUCAGUUGGCUAAACAUAUUGGCGACCUUUCCACCAACACCCCUGGCGCCAGUGCCCGCAUCGCACUCUUGACUGGUGGUUUGUCUGUGCAAAAACAGCAGAGAGUGCUUACUGGGGCUGACAUCGUCAUCGGUACCCCCGGUCGAGUAUGGGAGGUGCUUAGCAGCGGUCAGGGUUUGAUUCGCAAGAUGCGGGAAAUUAAGUUCCUCGUUAUCGAUGAAGCGGACAGACUUUUGAGUGAGGGCCACUUUAAAGAAGCUGAAGAGAUUCUUGGUGCUCUCGAUCGCGUCGAGCAAGGAAACUUUGGCGAUGAGGAUAGCGAAGCCGAGGAAGAGUCCGAUCCCCGAUCUGAGAGGCAGACUUUGGUCUUCUCUGCCACCUUCCAUCGUGACCUGCAGCAGAAGCUUGCCGGAAAGGCACGUUGGGCUGGAGGCGACAUCAUGAACAACAAGGAAUCAAUGGAAUAUCUCCUCCAGAAGCUCAACUUCCGCGAGGAGAAGCCCAAGUUCAUUGACGUGAACCCGGUCUCUCAGAUGGCUGAAGGGCUCAAGGAGGGUAUUGCCGAGUGUGCAGCCAUGGAGAAGGAUCUUUAUCUCUACACUCUUCUACUCUACCACCCCAAACACCGAACGCUCGUCUUCACCAACUCCAUCUCCGCCGUCCGCCGUCUCACCCAGUUUCUCCAGAACCUCCAACUUCCCGCUCUGGCACUCCACUCGUCUAUGGCCCAAAAAGCUCGUCUGCGCUCAGUCGAGCGAUUUUCCUCGCCCACAUCUGACCCCAGCAGCAUCCUCGUCGCCACCGACGUCGCCGCCCGUGGUCUCGAUAUCAAGGGCAUCGACUUUGUCAUCCACUACCACGCCCCCCGCACAGCCGACACCUACGUCCACCGUUCUGGACGUACCGCCCGUGCCGGUGCUUCAGGAAAGAGUGUUAUCAUCUGCGCCCCCGAGGAAAUGGUCGGAGUGGUCCGCCUAGCCGCGAAGGUGCACGCCAACAUGGCUAACGGAAAGAAACUGCCUCUCGAAUCACUAGAACUGGACCGUCGGGUCGUCGCUCGGGUCCGCCAGCGUGUCGACCUAGCCGCCAAGAUCGCUGACUCCAACAUCGCCAAGGAGAAGGUCUCCGCAGAGGACAACUGGCUCCGGACAGCAGCCGAGGACCUCGGCGUGGAAUACGACAGCGACGAGUUCGACAGCGCCCAGGGUCGUGGUCGUGGUCGUGGCCGCGGCCGUCAAGAUAAGCAACGCAAAGCCAGCGAAGUCUCGAAGAACGAAAUGGCUGGUAUGCGCGCGGAAUUGAAACACCUUCUCUCUCAGCGCGUGAACGUCGGCGUGAGCGAGCGGUACAUCACCUCGGGACGAGUGGAUAUCCAGGCGUUGUUGCGCGGCGAGGGCAACAACUCGUUCCUGGGCCAGGUGGAUCCUCUGGGAUUCUGAUCCAUGUAAAUACUUUGUGUCGUGUCUAUAUAUACCAGAC
Molecule: messenger RNA, 2416 nt
Organism: Aspergillus sclerotioniger CBS 115572
Lineage: Eukaryota; Fungi; Ascomycota; Eurotiomycetes; Eurotiales; Aspergillaceae
Gene: mak5
Product: ATP-dependent RNA helicase MAK5
Exons: 3
Coding region: 64-2376 (770 amino acids)
Cellular component (GO): nucleolus
Molecular function (GO): nucleic acid binding; RNA helicase activity; ATP binding
Source: RefSeq, a predicted model, not a curated record